Molecule: messenger RNA, 537 nt
Organism: Geodia barretti
Lineage: Eukaryota; Metazoa; Porifera; Demospongiae; Tetractinellida; Geodiidae
Source: the annotation of a GenBank genome assembly
AGGGAGCUAGCUGAAACACUUCAGCAAUUGCGAGAGAAGGAAAGGGAGAAGCAGUCUGUCGAGGCUGACCUAAAUGAGGUUCAGCGGCAUUUGAGACAGAAGGAAGAUCAGCUACAAACAAGUGAAAGGGAGAAACAGAGAGUCCAACAGCUGUUGACAAGAAAGGAAGCAGAGCUGACGAGAAAUAAAGCAGAGCUAACAGGAAAGGAAGCAGAGCUGGCGAGAAAGGAUGCAGAGGUGACGAGGGCAGAGGAGACUAUCAGGAGAGAGCAGCAGCAGAUUCAGGAGAUGAGACAGAGACAGACUGAGUUCGUGCAGGCCAAGGACAGGGAGAUAGCUCUGCUUCAGCGGAAACUGGGGGAAAAGCACUCUUACACAUGUCAGGUCAGUGGACCUGGUCUAACAUCAGCCACAGUCAACCAACCAACACACGUCCUAGUCAAACUAACUGACUCUAGUGGUAGACCAUACUCACUUCCACUGAAUGUCACCGCACAACUUGAGCUCGUUUCAGAAAGCCACACCCACAAAUGCACC